Achroia grisella is the source of this 1708-nucleotide messenger RNA. It is a transcript of the gene Ipk2, whose product is annotated as inositol polyphosphate multikinase. The transcript is spliced from 6 exons. NCBI's taxonomy places the organism in Eukaryota, Metazoa, Arthropoda, Insecta, Lepidoptera, Pyralidae. The coding region runs from base 133 to 1437 and encodes 434 amino acids. The record is from RefSeq and is a predicted model, not a curated record. Gene Ontology annotation, biological process: inositol phosphate biosynthetic process. Gene Ontology annotation, cellular component: cytoplasm; nucleus. Gene Ontology annotation, molecular function: inositol-1,4,5-trisphosphate 3-kinase activity; inositol tetrakisphosphate kinase activity.
ACGGUUAAGGUACAUUGAUAUGUAUCGUAUUUUUGUGUGAAAUUCUAUAAAUAUUUUGUGAUAUUCUUACUAAAAUGUGUCGUAUAAUACCGGUAUAUCAUCAAGAUAUGUCUACUUCAUGUCGCCAACUAAAUGAGCAAUGACAACAACAGGCCACGCGUCAAACUUCAGAGACAGCGCUCCAUUCACGGAGUGCACUACCACAUCGAGAAGCGUGAAGAGGUAGUGACGCGGCCAUUCAAAAUGCCACCGCCAGAUCGUGACAUACGAGCGUAUAAUCGACAGGUGGCUGGACAUGCCUCCACUACAGAUACAAAAUUUUCAGGUCUCCUUCAAUGUAACGACGGCACAAUUCUGAAGCCGAUCCUCAAGGAAGCUCAAAGGCGAGAGGUGGAGUUCUAUGAGCGGCUGGCUACCUCCACGGAUCCUGAUCUGGUGGAAAUGAGGAACUUCGUGCCGAGGUACUACGGCUGCAAGAAGGUCACUUAUAAUGGGCACGAGCAAGAGUAUAUAAUAUUAGAAGACCUCACGAAGAAGAUGCUGGAGCCAUGCAUUAUGGACGUUAAAAUAGGUAGACGAACAUGGGAUCCGCUGGCCACAAAAGAGAAGAUAGCAAGAGAGAAGGAGAAGUACGCUCGGUGUAAAGAGCAGUUCGCGUUCUGCAUACCAGGGUUUCAGGUGUACAGUCUGUCCUCAGGGAAGCUGCAGAAGUAUGACAAGAAUUUCGGGAAGAGGCUGCACGGUGAUAAGGUGAUAGAUGCUAUCCGAAGGUACCUGAACAGCGAGCGCGGGGGCCCGGCGCGGGCGCUGGUGGUGCGGCUGGCGGGGGAGCUGUGGCGGCUGCAGCAGUGGGCGCGGAGACAACGCUCCGUCAGGCUGUACGCGGCCUCACUGCUGCUGGUUUACGACGCCGCACGGCUGAGGGUGGCCUCACCACCAGCACCACACCCCAGGUCAAAGGAAAAAACAUAUCCCGCACUUAUUCGGCGGCGAUCCAUCCAUUCAACCCACAGUCCAGCGAGCGCCGGCUCCAACUUCAGCGGUCUAAUGUCAUCAAAGGGACUUAUCUUCAAAAAGUUAAAGCCCCCACCUCUCUCGCCCAUGACCUCUGCGCAGACCAGCUUCGCCACCCCACCUCCCAUAGAGUCCACCUGGACGGACGCUUACGACAGGGUCAACCAGAGCCACUCUCCAGACCACAACUACGAUGAAAACAUAUGUAAAAUGAAGAUGAGCUUCAGAGCUACACUGGAAGAUUUGGUGGCAGAUCCCUCAGGUCCUAACCCUUUAGGUAUAGUCAAAAUAAUAGAUUUCGCUCACGUAUUCUUCAAUGAGAAGGAGGAAAUGAGACCAGACGGCAACUUCAUUGAGGGCAUAGAGAACUUUGUGAAGAUUUUCGAUGAAAUUUUGCAAGAAGUCAAGGAUCAGGAUAUUUGAUAUAUUGUAGAGUAUACUUUAGUACUAGAUAUAGUGAUAUUUGUUAAUUUAUUUGUUUUCGUCCUUUUGCAGACAAAGUCAUACUACUUUAUUAGUCUGUAAAGCAUAUUUUAUACAUACUCUAUGGUUAGUAGUUUGCUAUGAGCAAAUGAUCUAAUUACUUCAAAUAGAUAGUUACUAUAUACACUUAACAUUAGUUAUUAAAAGGGUCAUAAUCUAGUGGUUUAUUAUUUGCUACUCACAUCCCGAAGAUUGUGAGUUCAAAUUUAGC